UAGAGGAUUUAUUACGUUUAGUUGAAUUUAGAAGAUUCAUAUACACUUUAAAAUGUGUCGAGUAGUUCAGAUUUAGAAACAAAUUUAGCUUGACGGACAAAGUGUUGUCACAUCAUCAAGAUUUUGAUUCAAAAUGAGGCCUGUUGUGACAUAAUUUCUCUCAUCUACAACCUAUCAGCUGACUCAAGUCGGGACCGUAUAUUUAUAUACGAUUGUGCAUCCCCAUCAACUAUGGGAUCGAGAGGGAUACCCGGUGAUAAGAUUAACUUGCGAUUAAUAUUAGUAAGUGGGAAAUCUAAAGAGUUCCUGUUUACACCGAACGAGUCUGCAGCAGACAUAACAGAAUUGGUCUACAACAACUGGCCAACAGAUUGGGAAGAUGAAGCAUUACCACCAGCAAACAUAUUGAGAUUAAUAUAUCAAGGAAGAUUUUUACAUGGCAAUGUAACAUUAGGGGCUUUACAGCUACCUAUGGGCAAAACCACGGUGAUGCAUCUUGUGCCAAGAGAGAACUUACCAGAACCAAACAAUCAAGGGCAGUUAAAAAAGGACAAAAGUGGAGAGAGUAACUGUAGUAACUGCUGUGUGAUACUCUGAAGCACAGUGCUAUCAAUGGACGCUCUCAUACAGACAGUCAUGAUAGGACAUGGAUGUACACUGUUGUAAAUGAUGUCCCGUCAUUUAUUGUGUGGUCCAGAACAAUGUUGUCUCAUCAUUUGAAAAAAAAAAACCCAAAAAACCACAAAACAAAAUAAAUAAACAUUGUGUUCUUACAGGAUCUGAAAAAACAAAAACAAAAAUGAUAAGUAACUGCUUGACCAAGGACAGGAAAUGUGAUGGUGGAUGAGGUUCUCAUUUUGACAUAGCUAGUCUGUGAUAAAGGUUUAACAAAGCAAAGUAGUUCUUGUACCCUGUGCAUGUAAACAGUAGUCUUGGGCAUUUCAUCAUCUAUUAACCUUACUCUUCUUUAAUUUGAAAUGUCCAGGAAUAUUCUCAUGAAAGGAAAAUUGCUUUCCUGUAUUUAAGUACUGUCUGUUUGAAAAGAAAAUGUGUAGAUGGGAAAAUGAUUAUGCCUCCCUUUCCUAGGACAAACAUUUGCAUUAUUUAAAUCAUUCUGUAGUGAUUUCUUUGUCAAAUUUAUCACAUUGUCAUAAAUAGGUUUUGUUCUACUUCAGCGGGGUCUACUUGUGUUCCCAGCAGAUUUUGUUAAAAGGUAUAUUCAGCUUUUGCUUGUUAUUAUGUUGUUACAAUAUACAUUGAUAUGUCAUUUUUUAUGUAUAAACAAAGAGAAACUUGUUCUAUUACUAUUAUGUACUUAAAUGAUGUUUUUAUGUUACAUUUUUAAUUCUUUCUUGUCAGAUAAAUAUAUGUUUCAUCACAGAGGUUUUACUGACUGAAAAAAAAAACUUCUAAAAUGUGUUUAAUUUAAAGAAUGUAUGAACGAUUUUGAAUGAAGUUCUAAUGUAUAUUUCAAAAUGUUGUCUGUGAACCAUAUACCAGUAGUGCAUAAUAAUGCCAAGUCUACAUCAUUUUGAAGGCAUCAUGCAUAUGACGUGAAGAAAAGCUGAAGGCUUCAGUGUUGUGUUAAGUAAGACGAAUCUGCUGUAAACAUGUCUAUAUUAGCAGUCAAAAUAUAAUAAUGUAUCCAUUUCAACUGCUACUUUUUUAUUUAUUUUUUUGAAAAAUUGGAAACCUUUUUGGUUUUUUUUUUUCAAAUUUGAUUAAAAUUUUAACUUGAAUCCAAUGAUUUGAACAGCUGAUAAUCCUUAGUCUACCUGCUAAUCAUCUUUCAGUAAUUGUAAUUUUUGUAUAUUUUGUUUAAAAAAAAAAUUAAAGUAGAUUUUGUAAAAACCUGUCAUAAAUUUCAUUUUUUUCUUCCCAAUAUUAAACACUUUUUUUAGAUUUUCAGAAAAACAACAAAAAAAAACCCCCAUUUAUUUGCAUAUC
Messenger RNA from Ylistrum balloti, 1947 nucleotides. RefSeq names its product ubiquitin-like protein 3. Gene Ontology annotation, molecular function: protein binding. Bases 232 to 597 code for a protein of 121 amino acids. The transcript has 5 exons. The record is from RefSeq and is a predicted model, not a curated record. NCBI's taxonomy places the organism in Eukaryota, Metazoa, Mollusca, Bivalvia, Pectinida, Pectinidae.